Klebsormidium nitens is the source of this 1809-nucleotide messenger RNA. The record is from the annotation of a GenBank genome assembly. NCBI's taxonomy places the organism in Eukaryota, Viridiplantae, Streptophyta, Klebsormidiophyceae, Klebsormidiales, Klebsormidiaceae.
GAUUCAGUUGCAGCUUUGUCGUUUUCAGGGGCGCAACGAAAUAAGCUCAGUUCGGGCGGUUGAGAGGGCCAGUUCGAGACGCUCCUCACUGCAGUCGGCACCCUUUUAGGGAUGCGAUUCCAGUUCCAUGUUUUUCAGCAGUCAUGGGACACGCUUGUACCGGUAGAGCAAUGAGAACAUCUUCAUUAAUGUCUACACCAUCGCUGCAUCACUGUACUCAGACUCUAGUUUAGGCAUUGCAAUUGCCUGCAAUAAACUUACCGUACCUAGUAUCAGACUGCAGUCUAUGUAGAUUCCUUCCCUGUAAACUGAAAAUGGAUCUGGAGAGGGAGAUCAACACAAGCCCAAUGAUAAGGAACAAUGUGGGUUUCCAAGAGCCCACAUUCCAAUCUUCUCCUCAAAACCUUCUCCUUCUGCUCCCUUUACUUACCAAGCUGCAGCCCUUUGGCCGGCACCUUCACCUCGACUCUUGUGGGCCAUUCUCGGAGGGGCAACCAAGCAGCUCAUUGACACCGGGAGCUAUUCCAGGGCUUCUCUUGAACCAAGAUGGCAGCGCAGAUGAAGGUUCUCGUGGCGGCGGCACUCACGGUGUCAGCUCUGCUCUCUGUGGCUGACGCCAGGCCAGGACGCGCACUCUUACAAGGUAGCCGCACGAUCACCGUCCACAACAAUUGCUCCGAGACCAUCUGGCUCGCCGCUCACACGACCCCGGGCCAUAACCUCCUGACCGAACCCGCCAGCCCCGUUCUCCCCCCGGGGGGCAGCGCCGCAUACUACACCGACAACAACUGGAUCGGGCGCAUCUGGGGUCGUACCAAGUGCGGGGGGGAUCCCUUCAGAUGCGGGACGGCGGACUGCGACGGGGUGACGUGCAGAUUCGGUGUGACGGGGACCCCCCCCGCGACGCUGGCGGAGUUCGCGAUGACCCAGUGGGGAGGGCUCGACUUUUAUGACGUCAGCGUGGUGGACGGGUUCAACCUGCCGAUGCAGAUCGCUCCGUCCGUUUCGAGCUGCGUCACCGCCGGCUGCGAGUACGACAUCGUGGCCACAAACAACUGCCCCGCGCCGCUCCAGCAAAAGGAUUCCAACGGCGCCGUGAUCGGGUGCUACAACGCGUGCGCGGCGCCCGAGUUCCAGUCCUCCCCCGACCUCGACAAGUACUGCUGCAUCGGGAAGUAUAUCGACGCCGACGCGUGCAUCGCCGUCCAUCCGGACGCGUAUACGACCGCCCAUAAGCAGGCGUGCCCGCUCGCGUAUUCGUACGCUUACGACGACGCGAACAAGAGCCUGUUUGCCUGCGCGCAGGCGAAUUAUGAUAUUUAUUUCUGCGGGGGCCCCGGGUUGACAAAGUUUUAGGAAGUGGAUGCGAAGAGACCGCCGGUAGAGCGGGGAUGAGCCUGGUUGAGUUGCCGCGUUGCAGAUUUGCUAGGGAACACCGAUGCUUGAGAAGCUCGGGUUUCGAUUGAUGGCUCCCAGGGGUUGAGAUGACAACAAAGUUGCUUUGUACCAUAGUUUAGCGGCCAUUAUUUGCUGCGGAAAUACUGUACUGCAGGCGCCACGCGUGGUGCUUUUUAUUCGCGGCAUCAAGCCGUGACAACACUGCUCCGUUUUAGACAUUCGUUUGUUAAAGUAGACUUCAACGUUCUUUAAAGACAGCUUGGCGCAAGAAGGUAGAGCUUGAGUUCGCUAAUGAGGGCAUUCAGAGACGCACAGCUCCCUAGCGCAGACUUUACAUUACUAGUCAAAAGUUGCUACAGUGAUUUGCUUUCAUUCAUAAUCGGGUCGGGCUUGCGGCGCAGUCGCGCUCAG